AUGGCUCUCUCAACUGCGGCCUCUUGGCUUGGCCUGCUGGUUCUGGUCCUGUUCAUAGGAGAAGGCACCUCGGCAGAUCAGUGGCUGCAGCGACAGCAACAGCAACAACAACCACUACCAUCCUAUCCCUAUCCAAGUACGCAAUGGAACCCAGACACGGGCGUUCACGGCGCCACCCUGGGCAGAGAUGCUUUCGUCAACGCCGUCGUGGCCAACAUGACAGUCGAGGAUCUGGUCUUACAGCUGCAUCUGACCUUUGGCGACGACAUCGUCGGGGUUGAGUCCAGGGACGAGCUCUAUGACUACACGAUGAGGUUCAGCCCAGCCUCCGCCGUCGGCCACAUGCACGACUGGUAUUCCCUCAACACCUCCCACUACAACGAGGUGCAGCAGCUCAACCUGGACAAGGCACGCCUCAAGGUGCCCUUUAUGCAUUUUGGCGAAUGCCUCCAUGCCGUCGGCUCCUUCAAGCAGUCCAUGUUUCCCCAGAGCCUCGGCCUCUCAGCAAGCUUCGACACGGAUCUCGUCUACCGCGUCGGACGCGCCAUCGGAACCGAGGCACGGUCCAUUGGCAUCCACGCCUGCUUCUCCCCGGUGCUCGACAUCGGCCAGGACCCGAGGUGGGGGAGGAUGCAGGAAGCAUGGGGCGAAGACAAGGUGUUGACGUCGCACAUGGGCGUCGCCUAUUCGUCUGGGCUGUCUAAAAACGGGUCCUGGUCUGAGCCGGAUGCUGUGGUGCCCGUCAUGAAGCACUUUGCCGCACAUGGCGCACCGCAGGCUGGGAGAAAUGCCGCUCCCUUCAUGGGCCAUGGGAAUCGGCAGGUCUUCCAGGACCUCCUCACUCCCUUCAAGGCCGUCGUGCAACUUGGUGGCGUCAGGGGUGUCAUGAUGUCUUACAAUGAGUUCGACGAUAUUCCUUCUCAUGUGAAUCCCAAGUUGUAUCGGGCACUCCAGGACUGGGGCUUUGACGGCUUCGUCAUCGCUGAUGAUACCGGCAUGAACGAGCUGUACAGCGUGCAUCAGGUCGCGAGCUCGCCAGCCGAUGCGAUUCUGCAGUGGUACGAGGCGGGUGGGAUGAUACAGUUCUAUGAUUGGCCUCUCGAGCUUCUCCUCAACACCACCAAAGAGCUGAUCGCUAAUGGCUCGCUCGAGCUGUCGACACUUCAAUCUCAUGUACAGUCAAUCUUGGGAGUCAAGUGGGACCUUGGUCUAUUCGAGAAUCCCUUCAUCUCAGAAGGCACCGAUCCUAUCCAGACCGUCCAGGAUAACAAGGGUCUGGCUCUGGAAGCCAGCCAGCGGAGUAUCGUUCUGCUCGAAAACAGAGACGCCACGCUCCCCCUCAAACCUGUGGAGCAAAACAUAUCCACAGUUGCCCUCAUCGGGCCCUUCUCUGAUGUGCUAAAUUAUGGCGACUACUCAGGUCAAUGGGGUGAAUACCCAGCCGACAAUGCCAACACAAUCCGUCAGGCUUUGCUGGCGUACAGCGAGAAUCCAGAACAUCCCUUCAAGCUGGUAUCGAGCUGGGGAGCCAAUACCUGGGAAUACAACGCCCAAUACGUUAUUCCUCCGUAUCUUCUUUCGUCCCCCGAUGGGACGCCUGGAGGUUUGCAGGUAACAUAUUUCGCAACCACCAACUUCAGUAACCCUACGGUUACCAGAACAGAGGUCCCUGCGUUGGACUGGGGCAUCUAUCCACCGCCGGGCCUGCCGUCCAACAAUUUCAGCGCCAUAUGGGAGGGCCGCCUGACCUCACCUGUAGAUGUCGACACGAACGGCUGGAUCGGUGUGGCAGUCGGCGCCAAUACUACAUCGAAGCUCUUCGUCAACGGAAACCCAGUUACAUCGUGGGGCAAUCCUUUGACUGCCGACAAUAACAUCCUGGGCAACAUUCAGCAGUUUGACUACAUCCAGGUGAACAGCACACUUCCACCUGAAGGCUCUGCUCCGUUUAUGUUCAGAGCGGGUGAGACUUACGAUAUUCGCAUCGAGUACCAAGCCUUCAACCUCUACAAGAAGACGGAGAAUGUGGUCUCUCUCAACUCGCAGCUCCUGCUGUUCUGGAACCUCGUCAGCAGCGACCCGGCCGACGAUGCCGUCUCCCAGGCUGUGCAGCUUGCCGAGUCCGCAGAUGUCAUCGUGCUCGCCGUGGGCGCCGCCUGGAACAGCGACGGCGAGAGUGGUGAUCGCGCCACGCUGGGCCUCGCCCCUAGCCAGGACAAACUUGCCACAGCCAUCUACGCCCUUAACAAGCCCGUCGUCCUCGUGCUGCAGGGCGGCCGACCGUUCGCCAUUGCCGAGUACUAUGAUCAGAGCGCUGCAGUCCUGAGUACCUGGUUUCCUGGGCAGAGCGGCGGACAGGCGAUCGCUGACGUCUUGUUCGGCAAGGUCAAUCCUGGGGGGAGGCUGCCCGUGAGUGUUCCACGGCAUGUCGGACAGAUACCGAUCUACUACAACUACAAGAGUUUGGGCAGGAAGAUCAAGUAUCUCGAUGUCGGGUCCCAGCCGUGCUAUCCGUUCGGGUACGGGCUUUCCUUCGCCUCGUUCAGUGUAUCCGACUUCACCGCCAGCAGCCAGGACGGAGGACUCGUAUUUACCUCUGGGGAUACCAUCGCCUUUUCAGCGAGAGUAAGGAAUGAUGGUGUCAUCGAUGGAAGCUAUGUGCUCCAAGUGUACGUCCUCGGGCGGGUCUCCAGCAUCGUGCAGCCGGUGAAGCAGCUCGUCGCGUUUCAGCGGGUUGAUGUCGCCGCGGGGGACAAGGUCAGCGUCAGCAUGGAACUUGAGGUCGACCGCUAUCUGACAAUCAUCAACCGCUGGGAUGAGUGGGUGCUGGAGAAGGGCGAGUAUACAUUUGCGUUGCUGGAGCAUGGCGGUGACUUGGCUGAUACCGGUUUGAAUGUCACGAUGGAGUCUGUCUGA
Messenger RNA from Cryphonectria parasitica EP155, 2916 nucleotides. RefSeq names its product family 3 glycoside hydrolase. Bases 1 to 2916 code for a protein of 971 amino acids. Gene Ontology annotation, molecular function: alpha-L-arabinofuranosidase activity; xylan 1,4-beta-xylosidase activity. Gene Ontology annotation, cellular component: plant-type cell wall. The record is from RefSeq and is a predicted model, not a curated record. The transcript has a single exon. NCBI's taxonomy places the organism in Eukaryota, Fungi, Ascomycota, Sordariomycetes, Diaporthales, Cryphonectriaceae. Gene Ontology annotation, biological process: xylan catabolic process; arabinan catabolic process.